Molecule: messenger RNA, 4425 nt
Organism: Paramecium sonneborni
Lineage: Eukaryota; Ciliophora; Oligohymenophorea; Peniculida; Parameciidae
Source: the annotation of a GenBank genome assembly
AUGAAUGAUGAUUGCUUAGAAUCAUGUCCUUCAGGUUAUUUUGAUUUUUAAGAUUAUAUUUGCAAACCUUACAUUAGUAAAUCUAAUUUAUUCAUUGAUGAUUUAAAUCAGGAUUAAAUAAGAUAUGAAUAUAUAAAAGAUAUAUGGUCUAAUAAUUUUUAUUAAAAGUCAACUUAUGAAGGAGAUUAAAAUAUUAAAGGGCCUUUUCGAUUUAAUGAUAAAAUUAAAUAUUCAUUCCAAAAAUCAUAAAUCAAUAGCAUUUUGGAAAUUGAAAUUAUGUUUUACUUUUAUGGAGAAAUAAAUGUAUUAAUUUAAUAUAAAAUAUAGGAUUUAAGUGGGUUAUUGUUUUAAGUUAAUAAAUAUUAAAUUGGAGGUGUCGAUUCCAAAUUAGCAACUUCAGAAAUAUAUUCUAGAAGUGGGGUUUUUAAGUAAAUUAUAGAAUGUUAUUACGUGGGUUUUUCAAAAUGCAAAAAAAUUUAAUACUAUACAACAUUAUAAAGUUUUUUAGAAUACGAUAUUGUCUUAGAAAUAGGAUCUUUUCUUAAGUAAUAAUAUUUUUGUAUAAAGUAUAUCAGAUCCAUUCUAAGCAUGGGGAAUAGAUAAAGUUAUAGUGAAUGAGGUUGAGCCAGCAACAAUAUCACCAUAAGUUUGUAGCCUUUGGUAUGAAGGAAAUUGCAUAGAUAAAUGUCCUUCUUAUUCAACCUUAAAUGGAAUUACAUGUGAAGAUUAUGGCAGUAUAUUUAAAAAUCCAAAAUAUAUCUUAAAGGAAUUGUAUCCAAACCAUAUUCUCACAGAUUUUGCAAUGGGUUUAAUGAAUAUAACUACUCCAGAAUAUUAAUAAUUUGAAAAUAGAUUACUUUUUUUCUUUAAUACAAAUAAUUAAGGUGGAAUAUUGUGGUAGAAAUUUAAAAUUACUGUACCUCAUCGUAAAUUAAGGUUGAUGAUUUCAAUAUUGUUAAUUGAUUGGGAGAAUAAUUCAUAAGAUUAUUUUCUUGAAUUAGUUAUUGGUUCAAACCUGAAUUAAAAUCGGCAUAAAUUCUUUGCUGAUUCAUUUAAUUAAUUUAUAGAUUAUUAAAUAAAUUAAGAAUUUCCAGAUUACAUUUAUAGAAAUUAUACAAUAGAUCUAAAUCAUAAUUCUAAGAUUUUCAAUUUGGAAUUGCAUUGUUUUAGUCCUUCAAAUGGAUAUUGUUCAUUAUUUGAUUAUUUUAUUAUUGUUGAAUAGGUAAUAUGAUAAUUAAUUUUUAGUGUGAUCAUGGUUGUUCUGUAUGCAAUCAAAAUGGAGAAUGCAUGAAAUAUAAUAGAGAAUUUGAAAAUCAAAUUAGUUACUAUUUUUAAAAUUAUUAAUGUUUAGAUGAAUAUUAUUAUAGUAAUGAAUAAUGUAUACCUUGCCAAUUUGGAUGUGGAAAAUGCAAUUAGAAUAGAUGUUUCAAAUGUAAGAAUGGUUUUGAGAUAAAGGAAGGAAAAUGUCAUUGCCCAAUUUCAUCUACAGAUGGAAUAUGUUUGAAACCAGAGUAUUGCCCUUAAUAAUGUUAAACUUGUUAAAAAUAUAAAUCCUUCUGUGAUUCAUGUGAUAUAAAAUAAAUGAAGAUAUUAAACAUAUAUUAAUGUGUUUGCAUUAAAGGCUAUUAUCUUAAUAGUAACCUUGAUUGUACUUAAUGUGACAAAAAAUGUACAACUUGUAAUGAUUUUGAAUCAUGCACUAGCUGCAGUGAUCAAACUAAUAGACAAUUAAUUUCAUCAAUGUGCAUAUGUAAAUAAGGCUAUUAUGAAACUGCAGGCAAUCUAAUCUGUCAAUAAUGUCACUACUUAUGUAAAUAAUGUUUUUUUACAUAUGAUUAUUGCAGUGAAUGUGAUACUCAAUUAUUUAGAUAAUUAUCUAAAGGUAAAUGUGUAUGCUAAAUUGGUUAUUAUGAAGAUAAUACAUAAUUAUGUUAAAAAUGUAAUUCAAAUUGUUAUACUUGCAAAUAAGAAAAUAACUGUCUAAGUUGUGAUCUUCAACUAAAUCGAGUAUUGAAUACCAAAUACUUAUGCGAAUGUAAUUAAGGCUAUUUUGAAAAUGAAUUCAAAUUAUGCUAAAAAUGUCAUCAUUCAUGUUUAUAUUGUAAUUAAUCUGAAGAAUCCAAUUAAUGUAUAUCUUGUCCAUCAUCUCGAAUUAAAUCUUAUGAUAAAAUAGAUUAGUUUGAAUGCAAAUGUAGAAAAGGAUAUUUUGAUAUUGGUGUAUUAUAAUGCAUGAGUUGUAAGUAAUAUCCAAAUGCUCUUACAUCUCAUCCAUGUUAUUCAUUUUGUGGAGAUAAAAUAAUCCAUUGGAAUGAAGAAUGUGAUGAUGGAAACAAUGAUUCAAAAGAUGGAUGUAUUGAUUGUUUCUUUUCAACAGAAAAAUGUAGCACAAAAAUUUGUAAAAAAUGUUAUUAAGGUAAUUGUUAAAUCUGUAAUGAUGGCUACUAUUUAAAUAAAAAUAAUGAAUGCUAAGAAUGUUCUUAAAGUUGUAUUACUUGUAUUACAUCUUCAAACAAUUGUCUUCAAUGUAAAUUCUAAUUAGCUGAUCAAACAUGCAAAAUGUGUGAUUAAAAACUCGGAUUAUAAAUAAUAAAUAAUACUUGUUAACCUAUUUGUGGAGAUAAUAUUAUGAUUGAUAAUGAGUAAUGUGAUGAUGGCAAUUUAAUAGAUGGAGAUGGGUGUAAUUCUUAAUGUAUUAUAGAAUAGGGAUUCAUUUGUAAUCCUAUUUGUUAAAUUAUAAAUUCAAUAAACUUUAUUUUAACAUCUGAUUUAUAAGAUAAAUACUUUUAGAGUAAGAGAUACUGCUAUCUUGACUUUAAUUAAGAUGUUAUUAUUGAUGGUAAUUUGUCUUCCAUGAUUAAAUUAUAACUCAACAAUUCAACUAUUAAAUUCAAUUAUGUUAUGACAAAUUUAAGUCUGUAAUCACUUUCAAUUGAAAUUGACUUUUUAGAGAGUAUAGAAAAUCCAAUCUUUUAGAUAGAAAUUAUGUCACCUUAUAAAAUUUCUAAUAAAUAAGGAGUAAUUUUAAUAGAAAAUAUUGAAAGUAUUUAACUUCUUUCUUAUUCUCUUCAAAGUGAAAGUACUUAAACUGCUACAAGUAGUUCAUCUAAUUUUGCAUAUUUUAUAAUAAUAUUUUUAUUGAGUUUAGCUGGAUUUUCAUUUAUUACUGGUGGAUUGAAUAUUUUCUUUAAUUUGUUAGAUUCAAUAUAACUCUUGGCAUAUUUAAAAUACUUUAAUAUUGUUUUACCAUACAAUUUAUAAAUUUAUUUUUAAACUUUUGGAUUUGCUGAAUUCGAUUUUUUAAAAGAAUAUAUAUCUAUUCAGUUAACAAUUCUUGAUUUUGAUUUUAAGAUAUCUGAACAUCAACCAGAUUCAAAAUUUGCAGAGCAAGGAUAUUCUGCUUUAUUUAUAAUAAAUAUCCUAAGUGUACUAUUUGUAUUUAUGAUUACAUUCUGUACUUGUUUCUUAUCGCAAUUAGUUCAUAAAUUAUGCAACUAUUAUAUCAACUAUCUACAAAAUUUAAUUUAGAAAGAUAAUUUCUACAUCCUGAAUAUUUUUGAGUAUUACUUAUACAAUUUAGCUAAACAUAUUAGAUCAUUAACAAAUAUUUAUAAUAUUCAAUAAUAGAAUAACAUUGUAAGAACAUUUAUGUCUGUAGCAAUGGAUUUUAAUAUGGCAAUAUUUUUAUAAUUAAAGAUGUAUACACAGGAUUUGUAAUUUAGUUACUAUUUAAGUAUUUUUGCUUUAAUAGCUCAGUUAUAAUUUAUUUAUUAUGGUUUAAAUGCUAUAUCUAAAAAGAAAUAUGAGUUUGUAACUCAAACAUACAAAUAAAAAUAUGAAUCAUUUUUAGAAGGUAAUCCAGAUAUUCAUUAGAAUUAAUUUGUUAGAUAUUAUAAUAUUUUGAUCUUAAUGAAAAAGAUGAUAUUUAUGUUUGCGUUAAUCUUUUUCUACAAUAAUGCCUGUUAUCAAAUUUCAAUCUCUUCUAUUUUGAAUAUUAUCUUUAUAGUUUACAUAAUAUUGAUUCGUCCUCUUAAAGAUAUAGAUGAAUUCUAUAAAGUGAUUUUAACAGAAUGUAUUUUAUGGUUUGAAUAAUUGAUGAUCCUAAUAAUUUAUUAUAUUUAAUCAGGAGACAAUUUAUUAGAUUAAUCUCAAAUUGAAAGAAUGUAAAUCUUAGGAUGGGUAAUAAUUGCAUUAUCAGUGUUUAUGCUAUUAAUACAAUUUUUAAUUGAUAUUAAAUAGCAUGCUUAUUUUUUAUAUUAAUAGUAUGAAUUUAUUUAAAAGAUGUUUAAAUUUGUAGGUCGUAUUUUUCAUAAAAAAGAUGAAUUAACAGAUUAAAUUGGCGAAGGAUUGAUAAAGGAUGAAAAGAUAGUGAAAUCAAAGGGUAAAAUAAUAUCUUAUGAAUUGAGAGUUGAAAGAAAGUUAUAUUGA